GCUCAACAAGGCCUUCAGGAGGACAUCAUCGCCAACGUGACCCUGGGCUGUGAGCUGGAGAACCUGCUCAAGAGUCUUUGUAAACCCAAUGAGUAUGACAAGUUCCGCUCGUUUAUUGGAGACCUGGACAAGGUGGUCAACUUGCUGCUGUCCCUCUCUGGGCGCCUCACCAGGGUGGAGAGUGCACUAAAUUGUGGUGACCCGGGGCCCUCCAUGGAAGAGAAGCUGAACCUACUGGAGAAGAAGAAGCAACUGACUGACCAACUGGAGGAUGCUCAGGAACUGAAGGCCCACGUCACACGGCGGGAACAGGUGGUCCUCGAAGCCGUGUCCAAGUACCUAAACGAGGAUCAGCUCCAGGAUUACCAACACUACGUAAAGAUGACCUCCGCUCUCAUUGUGGAACAAAGAGAGCUGGAGGACAAAAUCAGACUGGGAGAAGAACAAUUAAGAUGUCUCCGGGAAAGUCUCUAA
This is a messenger RNA of Staurois parvus, 474 nucleotides long. The record is from the annotation of a GenBank genome assembly. NCBI's taxonomy places the organism in Eukaryota, Metazoa, Chordata, Amphibia, Anura, Ranidae.